ACGGAAGAAGAAGCAAUGAAAACAGAACAAAAAAAAAAAUGGAGAUAUGGUUACUUAUCUUGGGCUCUCUCUUCCUCUCUCUCCUUCUCAAUCUCCUCCUCUUUCGCCGCCGUGACUCCUCCUCUCUUCCCUUACCACCUGACCCUAACUUCUUCCCUUUCCUUGGAACUCUCCAAUGGCUCCGGCAAGGUUUAGGUGGUCUCAACAACUAUCUCCGCACCGUCCACCACCGUCUCGGUCCCAUCAUCACCCUCCGUAUCACUUCCCGCCCCGCAAUCUUCGUGGCCGAUCGUUCCCUUGCUUAUCAGGCUCUAGUCUUGAACGGCGCUGUUUUCGCCGAUCGUCCACCCGCGGCUCCGAUCAGCAAGAUUGUUUCAAGUAACCAACAUAACAUCAGCUCUUCAUCAUAUGGAGCCACGUGGCGGCUUCUUCGCCGGAAUCUCACUUCUGAGAUUCUUCACCCUUCGCGCGUGAGAUCUUAUUCUCACGCGCGGGGUUGGGUUCUUGGGAUACUCUUUGAUCGUUUUCGUAAGAACGGAGGUGAAGAACCGAUCGUUGUGGUUGAUCAUCUUCACUAUGCAAUGUUUGCGCUUCUUGUUCUCAUGUGUUUUGGAGAUAAGCUUGAUGAGAAGCAAAUCAAACAGGUGGAAUAUGUUCAGAGACGACAGCUUCUUGGCUUCUCGAGAUUUAACAUCCUCAAUCUUUGGCCUAAGUUAACCAAAUUUAUUUUUCGAAAGAGAUGGGAAGAGUUUUUCCAGAUGCGGAGAGAGCAGCAUGAUGUUUUGCUUCCGCUGAUUCGUGCUCGGAGAAAGAUUGUCGAAGAGAGGAAGAAUAGAUCAUCGAAGGAGGCAGAAGACAACAAAGAGUAUGUACAAUCAUAUGUUGAUACUUUGCUCGAUCUGGAGCUUCCAGAUGAGAAGAGGAAGUUGAAUGAAGAUGAGAUUGUGAGUUUAUGCUCUGAGUUUCUCAACGGCGGGACUGAUACAACGGCCACCGCGUUGCAAUGGAUCAUGGCGAACCUUGUGAAAAACCCGGAGAUCCAGAGGAGGUUAUACGAGGAGAUCAAAAGCGUAGUUGGGGAAGAAGCAAAGGAAGUGGAGGAAGAAGACGCGCAGAAGAUGCCGUAUCUAAAGGCAGUGGUGAUGGAGGGUCUUCGGAGGCAUCCUCCGGGACACUUUGUGCUCCCGCAUAGUGUCACGGAGGACACUGUCUUGGGAGGGUACAAAGUACCGAAGAAGGGGACGAUUAACUUCAUGGUGGCAGAGAUAGGGAGGGAUCCAAAGGUGUGGGAGGAACCAAUGGCGUUUAAGCCAGAGAGGUUUAUGGGAGAAGAAGAACCGGUGGACAUUACCGGAAGUAGGGGGAUAACGAUGAUGCCGUUUGGAGCGGGAAGAAGGAUAUGUCCGGGGAUUGGGCUAGCGAUGCUGCAUCUCGAGUACUAUGUGGCGAAUAUGGUGAGGGAGUUUGAGUGGAAGGAGGUCGAAGGUCAUGAAGUUGACUUGACAGAGAAGCUCGAGUUCACCACCGUCAUGAAACAUCCGCUUAAGGCUCUUGCUGUUCCUAGGAGAAGUCACUAGUCUUCUACUUCUUUUCUUCGGUUUAGUAUUCACCAAAUACUAGGUUGUGUUUGAAGUUAUGUGCAUUUUGUUUGGUGAAGUCAACUAUGGAACCAGAAUUUUAGUAAGGUACAUUUUGUACCAUGGAAUAAAUGAUAGAAACAACAAUGCUUUUAUAUUCCUCUUUAUAUUAAAAGGAAUCUUUUUAUGCCGA
Arabidopsis lyrata subsp. lyrata is the source of this 1770-nucleotide messenger RNA. RefSeq names its product cytochrome P450 89A2. Gene Ontology annotation, cellular component: membrane. The record is from RefSeq and is a predicted model, not a curated record. Lineage: Eukaryota; Viridiplantae; Streptophyta; Magnoliopsida; Brassicales; Brassicaceae. Gene Ontology annotation, molecular function: oxidoreductase activity, acting on paired donors, with incorporation or reduction of molecular oxygen, NAD(P)H as one donor, and incorporation of one atom of oxygen; heme binding; iron ion binding. The coding region runs from base 39 to 1577 and encodes 512 amino acids. The transcript has 2 exons.